Mesocestoides corti is the source of this 3060-nucleotide messenger RNA. Lineage: Eukaryota; Metazoa; Platyhelminthes; Cestoda; Cyclophyllidea; Mesocestoididae. The record is from the annotation of a GenBank genome assembly.
AUGGGAGUUCCUGCCUUUUUCCGAUGGUUAAGUCAGAAGUACCCCUCUAUCGUUGUUCAUUGUGUCGAGAAGCGAGGCCAAGUAAUCGAUUCUGAUGGAACCAGAGCGCCCAUUAACCUAAAUGAACCGAAUCCCAAUGGCGAGGAGUUUGACAAUCUCUACCUUGACAUGAAUGGAAUCAUUCAUCCCUGUACUCACCCUGAAAACAAACCAGCGCCCAAAAAUGAAGCUGAAAUGUUUGUAGCAAUUUUUGAGUACAUCGACCGGUUAUUUGCCCUCAUUCGCCCUCGUCGUUUGCUCUAUAUGGCCAUUGACGGCGUUGCUCCUCGAGCCAAGAUGAACCAACAACGCUCACGCCGUUUCAGGGCUGCUAAAGAAUCACACGAUAAGCAACUGACAAUAGAACGCUUGCGUGCGGAGUUGCUUGCCAAAGGAGCCAAACUUCCACCCCUCAAAGAUACUUCGGAGCAUUUCGAUUCCAAUUGUAUUACGCCUGGAACACCUUUUAUGGAGCGAUUGGCAGUUGCCCUCCAAUAUUAUAUAUAUGAGAGGUUAAACAGCAACCCAGCUUGGCGGAACAUCCAGGUCAUUCUGAGUGACUCAAACGCUCCUGGAGAGGGGGAGCAUAAGAUAAUGGAUUUUAUUCGGCGACAGCGACAGGCACCAACCCACGACCCUAAUACUCGUCACUGUUUGUGUGGGGCGGAUGCAGAUCUAAUUAUGCUAGGCCUGGCCACUCACGAACCUCACUUUACCAUAAUACGGGAGGAGUUCAAGCCCAAUCAGCCUAAGCCUUGUGAUCUAUGUGGUCAGUAUGGGCACGAAAUGGAGGACUGUGUUGGGGCACCCAGUGAAAAUUCCGAUCGGCCACCUCCACCCCCAGGGACAGACGUUGAAUUUAUCUUCAUUAAAUUGGCCGUGCUUCGACAGUACUUGGAAGAUGAUCUCAAGAUACCAAACCUCCCUUUUCAGUGGGAUCUUGAGCGCGUUAUUGACGAUUGGGUAUUUAUGUGUUUCUUCGUCGGCAAUGACUUUUUGCCUCAUCUUCCAAGCUUGGAAAUUCGAGAGGGUGCCAUAGACCGCCUGAUCACACUUUAUAAGUCAGCAGUUUGUGACGUCGGUGGUUGGCUCACGGAUUCUGGCCGAGUUCACCUUGAUCGUGUACAGCUUAUACUAACGGAGCUGGGAAAGGUUGAAGACGAGAUUUUCAAGUCCCGACGUUCCGAGGAGUUGGCGUUCCGUGAGAGGCGCAAGCGCCAUAAUGGCGUUAGUGGACGCCAGUCCUUCUCAUCACCCUCGUCGGGUAUUCUGGCUCCCACACCAAUCGGCAAUAAGCCGCGACCAGGUGACUGCUCAAUUGCUGCUAAGGCGCUGCGAGACGAACGUAGACAGCCGAAUGUCAAUUGGGUUGAGCAGUGUCUACAGAAUCAAGAAGCUGCUGUGUCGUUGCGUGCAAUGCUCAAGUCUUCCACAAAUUCAAAUUUAGGUAAAAGAAAGUUGUUGACAGACGAUGCCGAUUCCGGUAGUGGAUCACCGACGCCAGUUAAGAGAGGCCGACUUGGUGGUGUGGAUGCCUCUACUCUCAAAGAAAAACCUGAUGAGGUAUUUGUAGUAGAUUACAAGCCUUCUCGCCUUAUAUUACUGCCCCCCUCCUCAUUUCAGGGAGAACUACCGAUGGACGAGGACGAAAAGGUGGAUAAGUUUGACGAGGUGCGCCUUUGGGAAGACGGCUGGCGAUCGCGUUAUUACCAAUCAAAAUUUGGUGUUGACCCACAGGACGCGCCUGAUUUCUGCAUCAGAGUGGCCCAUGAAUAUGUCAUCGGUCUGUGUUGGGUUUUAGCCUACUACUACCAAGGAUGCGCCUCCUGGGACUGGUAUUACCCCUAUCACUAUGCACCGUUCGCGAGCGACUUUGUUGACGUUGCCUCAGUGGAUCCGGGUUUCAGCAAUAAACGCACCAAACCAUUCUGCCCUCUUGAACAACUAAUGGGCGUUUUCCCUGCCGCCUCGCGUAGCCACAUUCCUCCUGCUUGGCAGGACUUAAUGACCGACCCAGACUCUCCCAUAAUCGAUUUCUACCCAACUGAUUUCAAGGUGGACCUAAACGGCAAACGGUACUUGUGGAUGGGCGUCGCGCUGCUCCCAUUUGUCGACGAGGUUCGUUUAUUAAAAGCCCUCGAUUCACGUCGAGCCCAGCUCACAGCAGAUGAGCGUUUCCGCAAUCUGCGCCGUCCCGUGCUUUAUUUUGUGCGCUCCGAUACCCCAAUGGGCCGGAUGCUUCUUUCCCUGUACAAGUCCAACGAUGAAGAGGAUGACGAGGUUGUCGUCACCAAAUUUGCCAGGGGUGAAUGCGCCGACUAUACUGGUAGUGCGCCAGCUAAUGCAACCCUUAUCAACUCCGCGCUAACUGAAGGCAUAUCUGGACAUGUUUGGCCAGAUUAUGACAACGCUUGUUUGCCUGGCUGUCGUAUGGCGUCUGGUGUACCCGGUAUGCUGCCUGACAUUCCUGCAGUUGAACAGAAAGCCAUUUCGGUGUUCUUUGAGAAUCCCGAAUACCCAUUUGGACACGUUUUUCCUGCUCGAUUGCUGGACUCGGUAAGGGGUUUCCUGUGUUUAAUAUUGGUCAAGUUACCUACGAGGUGCCAACUUUUGCCUUCCACGACGCGAGGUCGUGGGCGCGGUCGUGGGGGCCGUAAUAAUAGCAGUUCUCGUUUUGAUUCUCGUGAGAGUGAAUCCUUUCGAGGUCGCGAAAGGUGCUCCGUCACCAACGGGUGGGAGUCGUGCGCCAUGACACCCGCUCCUCUGGAACGCCACUUCGACCACCCCCACCACCAGUCCGUGGUUGAACGCAUGAUUCGUCAUGCUCUACCUACGCGUGACCAACUUCGGAACAAUCCAAGCCUUACCCACCUGCGUACCCACCACCUAGUGCCUAUGGCAAUCCCUAUGCUUGUCUCCCUGGAGAUCCGCUUUGGCGCCACCGCAACAGACUACCGUUUCGUGGAAGCCAUCAUGGCCGUGGUGGCUGGCAGCCCAGAAGAAGCUCUUACUAGUUUGUAA